CUAACUCCUCCUAGCAAAAUUUGGGAACUCGUCCUUAGAAACUGUGGUUGAUAUCCUUGCAAGACUAUCAAUCACAUUGUUGGGGCGAUGUAGGUGUGUUUGCAAAUCAUGGUGCUCCCUGAUUGCCAAUCUUUCUUCAUCAACAAACAACUCUGUGUCAAUCAACACCGGCAUAAUUUUAUUGAUGGUGAUCAUAACCAUUAUUUCUUCCUUGUCUAUUCAAUUAAAUUUAAGUGGGAUGAUUGCGGAAAUUCCUCGUCCGGAGGUGAGUAUUACAAUUAUUCUUGUCACUCUUUGCAGUGCUUUGAAACCUUUGAAGAGCGUAAGCGACUCCAAUUCCUGACGAACAUUGGGCAUAGCGUCAAGAGUUCUUGUAACAAGACAACAGGAUGUGAUUUUCAAUUGAGAUUAGACAGGGAAACUACGGAUGGAUCCAUCAAUGGAGCCGUCCAUUGGAUAGCAAGGAAGACUACUUCGUGGUGAUGAUGAUGAUGAUGAUGAUGGGUCACAAUUACUGAUCGUUUCAUUCCAUUUGGCGGAUGAGGUUAUGAGAAAAAUAUGUUUGCCCAAAUAUCGCUGUGCUCAUGAUCAUCCAAACCGAAAGUAUGGGUUUAUUUCAGUCAUAUGUGGAAAACUUACUUUUACCAUUGAUCAUGGAGACAAAGAUACGUAUGGAGGAUUCUGGGAAAUAUGGCUAUUGGAGGAUUAUAACAACGAUGAAUCUUGGACAAAGUUUCGUACUUUAGUUCUUUUCUGCUACAAGUACAUGGUGCCUUUAUAGUUUCUGAAUAAUGGUGAAUUUGUCGUCCUCGUUUCACGGAACAACAGAUUGAUCAUAUUCAACACAAAAAACCAAGUAGUUGUUGCUAAGGAACUCCAUGGCUCAGGAUUUGAGGUGGUUAAUUACACACAAAGUCUUGUUUUGGUGAAGGAAUUGAUGCCUCAAGUACUGAAAUGUCAAGUUUCGCUAAGGAGCUAAAGGAGUUUGAGAAUGAGAAGAAGAAGAGGAGGGGGAGGAGGAGGAGUUGGCCCAGUUGGGUAUAGCAAGAAGGUUC
Molecule: messenger RNA, 1055 nt
Organism: Rhododendron vialii
Lineage: Eukaryota; Viridiplantae; Streptophyta; Magnoliopsida; Ericales; Ericaceae
Exons: 2
Coding region: 109-483 (124 amino acids)
Source: RefSeq, a predicted model, not a curated record